This is a messenger RNA of Pocillopora damicornis (cauliflower coral), 1886 nucleotides long. Its product is annotated as somatostatin receptor type 3-like. Gene Ontology annotation, cellular component: plasma membrane. Gene Ontology annotation, biological process: G protein-coupled receptor signaling pathway. Gene Ontology annotation, molecular function: G protein-coupled receptor activity. The record is from RefSeq and is a predicted model, not a curated record. Lineage: Eukaryota; Metazoa; Cnidaria; Anthozoa; Scleractinia; Pocilloporidae.
AUUUAUCAGAUGAUAUUGAUUUUUUUCACGGGAAGUGAUUGUUUUAAAAUUUCCCGUUGUGAAUUGACAUCGAUUGAUUCACUUAAAUAGUUAGGACCUAGCAUUGACGCAACAGUGUUGAAUGAUUGAGCCAAGGAGUGAUAUUACUGGAGCUGCAAACUUCCGCAAAGAAGCCCUGAGUUUUAACUCUAACGCAACCAAAACAUUUCGUAAAAAGCUACGAAGGGGAAACAGAUUGGUAAUCGAUUGAUAAAGGAUCAAAACAACUCUUCUGUCAUGAGCAAUACGAGUUCUGAGUUUAUCACUUCGAAAUUGUCUCGGUCUAGUAUCAUAAAACUGAGCGUGGAGGUGUUUAUAGCUCUCUUUGGAAUAUUUGGAAAUGUUUUAGUAGCAGUUGUUGUGAAAGGACUGGGCAAGAAGAAAACGGCAACUGACUUCUACCUUUUAAACUUGGCCAUUGCAGAUCUUGGAAUUUUAUUGAUAUCAUUUCCGCUGGUAGCCAUCAAAGAAAACGCUCCGACGAACUGGCCUCUUGGAGAGUUCGCUUGCCUCUAUUCGUCUCCAUUACCUGAAAUAUUCCAUGGAACUUCCGUGUGGUUUAUUGUUGUCAUUGCCAUCGUGCGAUACCGGAAAAUAGUUAUUCCACGAAAAGCGAUCAAGAACAGAAACAAAUUUUCGUUGAAAUACACCAAGACAAUCGCUGGUUGUAUUUGGGUGACGUCGUUUUUAGUUUUCAGUUUACCAUUGUAUUUUGUGGUAAGUUUUGGGCUGCCUCACGGCGGGGCCGCAAAAUGGUGCGGGCCAAUUUGGCCUUCUUUGUUUUUUGCGCAGUUGUAUUUGUGUUUAAUGACCACGUUUGGCUAUAUUAUUCCUCUUGGUGUCAUAUGUUGGACUUAUCUUGCGAUAUCACGAGCAAUAAACCAUAGUAGCAACUUUCUAUACGCCAUGAAACGGGGCCAGAAUGGCGCGGAGGCUAAUCUGCAAGAUGCUGUAACUAGCGUUCAAAGUAUUCGUCUGCGUCAAAACAAACGCGCAAAGAAAAUCCUAACACCUGUCGUUGUUGUAUUUGCGAUAACAAUGUUUCCUUUAACUAUUCUUCGCCUCACUCUCGCGUUUUGGCCAUCCCUUGCGACGCAGGAUUAUUACGAAAAUACAUUGUUUGCAGUGACAUUAUUUGUGAUAACAAAUUCUUCCGCAAAUCCAGUUAUUUAUUCCAUAGCGAGCAAGUCCUUUCGCAAAGGGAUGACGAAUCUAUAUCGCAAAUGUCUUAUGAAAUGUCUUUGAACAUACUUAAUUAGAAAAUAACAGGCUUAUUUGCUACAAGGUUUGACCUACCCGAUAUUAAUUAAAGUAAAUGUAAAUGAAUUGUAACUUGUAUGGUCUUACUUUACGAAAUGAUUGUGACAAUUUGUCGCUGCGAUUUCGCAGUGAAGCGGAAACUAAGUGAGUAGAGAACAAUAUGUAAACAAUGUUCUUGUCACCAUUAAGCAAGGAAGGACAUACUAAUUAUUUCGUCGUCAUAUUUGCAUGUAGUUUGCGUAGGUUGAUUUCAGAAAACAGAUAGAAAGGUUGUAAUAGAUAAGUAAUUAAGCAUUCUGAACCAGAAUUGGCUGCUGUCUCGUAAGAAAAAGCAAUCUGUACCACUUAAGGCAAAAAUUGUUGCGGAAGUCAAACCGCAACGUAUUACUUCAACCUCUAGUUUCUUCUGACGGAUACAACGCGCGCUGUCAUUGAUUGAAAGAGCGCGCUCUAUGAGAGUAUAGAGCAUAGAGCUGAGCAAAAGCUGUUACGCCAGGAAACACAAAUAGACAUUCCGAGUUUUAAAGAUUUUUGCGCUCAGUUAUUUUGUAAGCUUACGUACGGUAAUAAAAAUCAAACACAGCUAA